AUGAUUCUCUCAGCUUCAAAAGCCCUCUCCUUGCUCCUGAGCUCAUCGCUCUUUGUUGCGUCAGUAGCGGGGUUGGAUCUGAAAGACUACAACCCCUGCGGUACUGUCGUGACUGAUGAGGAUAUCUCGAACUCCGAGGCCGCACUCGCAAGGCUGCGCAUUCCCCGACAAAGCACCAUCCAGGAGUAUAACUUCGGCGUCUACUUCAACAUUGUUGCUUCCAACAUGACGACUGAAGGUGGAUGGGUUCCGCAAAGCCAAAUCGACGAUCAGAUGACAUUGCUGAACGAGCGAUACGUUGGAACUGGUGUUAGCUUCACCCUCCUCAAUGUGACGCGGGUUAUCAGCCGCUACUGGCAUGAGACAAUAGACUCGGACUUGCCGCAAACCGCUGACAUGUACAGGCUGUUCCGCAAGGGCAGGUCUACUUCCUUGAACGUCUACUCCGUCGGUUUCUAUGAUGCCGGCCUGAACGGGUAUGCCACCCUCCCUGUUAGCUACAGGACGAGCCCGACACGAGAUGGUGUCGUGCUGCUAUACGCCACGUUCCCCGGAGGCACCAGCCCCAACCGACAGGGCGGCACCCUCAUCCAUGAAGCCGGCCACUGGCUUGGUCUCCGCCACACCUUCCAGGGCGGCUGCACUGGUGUUGGUGAUGGUGUCGCAGACACGCCUCCUCAGGGACAGGCUAACUUCGGAUGCCCAAUCGGUGCUGAUUCGUGCCCCGGAGACGGCUUGCCUGACCCCAUCCAUAACUACAUGGACUAUACCGACGAGACCUGCCGUACGGAGUUCACCCCCGGCCAAAUCGACCUUAUGCAGAGGUCGAUACGUGCCUUCCGUGACGAUCCCAAUGUGUAA
This is a messenger RNA of Cyclocybe aegerita, 861 nucleotides long. The record is from the annotation of a GenBank genome assembly. NCBI's taxonomy places the organism in Eukaryota, Fungi, Basidiomycota, Agaricomycetes, Agaricales, Hemipholiotaceae.